This is a messenger RNA of Oncorhynchus tshawytscha (Chinook salmon), 1469 nucleotides long. RefSeq lists its product as uncharacterized. NCBI's taxonomy places the organism in Eukaryota, Metazoa, Chordata, Actinopteri, Salmoniformes, Salmonidae. The record is from RefSeq and is a predicted model, not a curated record. Bases 114 to 1205 code for a protein of 363 amino acids. Gene Ontology annotation, cellular component: dendrite; nuclear body; kinetochore. The transcript has 9 exons. Gene Ontology annotation, biological process: mitotic cell cycle checkpoint signaling; mitotic sister chromatid segregation; establishment of localization in cell.
AGAGAAGCCGCUCCCUUUUCCAUCACGCUCGAACUACUUUCAAUCUAAUUGGACAAUAAUCUAUCCAAUCACAUUCCACGUUGCACGGCGGCCGCUCAAUUUUGAAAACCAAAAUGGCUACUGAGGCUGUUCAAGCGUUACUUGAAAGAUGCGACCAUCUACAUUUGGAAUUGUACGAUGUGGCAGAACAUCAGGAGGGUGGGGAAGCGGAGUUGAUGGUGCCCUACCUAACCGAAAGUCGAAGCAAACAGAAGAUUUUGUGCAGACAGUUGUUUGUGCUGGAUGACAUGAUGCAGCUUCUGGAGAGACUGGAGACAACUGACCAGCUGUUUAAUGAACCCUGCCCCCCAAACCCCGGCAACGAUGCUCACAGACGCUGGAAGGUCCUGAAGAGUGAAUAUAAAGAGGGAGUCCAGGAGGUGGAGACACUUAUUAGCACCUUACAGGACAGGAUGGACAAACUGCACCACAAACGGGACAGACUAACAAACCUGGUCAUAGCACUAGAGAAGAAGAAAGAUCUCAGCCUGCAGAUGGGGGAGUCCCUCAAGACGGCCCACAAUGCCUUGCGUGUAUGUGAGGUGCAGCUGGCCCAGCUGAGGGUGGAGACCGAUGCCACACUGGCCCGCUCGGCUGACUGGCAGCACUUGAGAGAUGCCCUGCAGGGCUAUGUGGAGGAGACACAAGGGGUGAUGCAGUGUAGGCUGUUGUCAGUGGGGUCCUCGGAGCUGUGUGUGGAACUGAGGCCCUGCUCCUGUGGAUCCUCCUCCUCUGGCCAGCUGGAGCCUCUCAGACUGACUGUCACUUGGAGCCCUGAUGACCACUUCCACCUCCAGGUGUAUCAGGGUACUACAGGGCUGUUAGUGGAGUCCAUGAAGAGUCGCCUUUCUCACCUCAGUGCUGCCCUGCUGGAGGUCAUGCAGUGCUACAUCAGCCAGGGAGAGAUGCUGGCUGAGAUCCAGACCCUACACUCCAGGUUUGCUAUAGACUGGCGUCCAGGCCAGAGACUGCUAGUGUUCCUGAAGACUGCCUCUAGGGUGUGCAACCUGGAGGUGGAGGAGGGCUACCCUUCCAGAGGCACAGCUACACUCAUCUCUGUACGCAGGGACGGUAAACUGGUCGACAACGCUGUCCUACAGCCUCCCAAGAAGACCCCCUCUCUGACAGAGUGGCUGGAGUUCCUCUCCUCCAGUCCGUACGUCUGACCAUCUUCUCUCGUUGACACAGAGGAAGUGGCUGUUUCUCUCCAUGGUCACCAAAGGGGCGCCCUUACCUCUAAUAUGUAAAUAUUAGGAAUGUAACAAUUCAAUGUGCAUUGAUCCUGGUUCAAAUGUUUAAGAUGCUAGUGCAUGGUUCUGCAGGACCCCAAACCAAUCCAAAUUUAGCAUGCAUCGGUCAGAAAACUGAUUUCAAAUGUUACAAUCGCCAGUUCAUUAAAGUUUUUCACUCAUUGUUUUAUUCAAAAAAUA